AGGAAAUCCAAAAGAAAAAAUCGCCCCUCGAGUUCCCGGCCUGCCCCCUUCUGCUCCGCGCUGGCAUCGGCAUCCCCGAUGGCGGCGUCGCCCGCCCUCCUCUCGCUAACUCCCGCCGUCUCCAGGCACGCCCACCUCCUCUUCUCCCGUUGCCCCACGCCGCGCCACAUCCGGCUUGCACCUCCGGCCGCCGCCCCCUCCCCUGGCGGCAGCCCGGGCCCCGGCGUCUUCCUAUCGCCGCGCGCGCUCUCGCAGCUCGACGAGCUCGCGGCCUUCCGCUACGAGCACGUCUUCCCGCACGGCCUCCUCACCGUGCGCGCCCUCACCCGCGGCCCCGAAGACGACGCCGUGGCCGAGGCGCUCGUCCGCCUCCUGGCCUCCUCGUUCUCCGAGACCGUCCGGUGGGCCCCGGCCCAGCGCUACGCGCAGCUCCUCACGUUCGUCAUCCGCAGGUACCUCCACGAGCGCCGCGGGCUCGCGCCGCACGCCGCGGUGCUCGUGGGGUUCUACCGCCCCGCCGACGCGGCCGGCGCCACGGAGGAUGACGUAGAUGAGGGCAGCGAAGAUGGGGCGGGUAAAGAUGAAGGGGAGAUGGCGUGCACGGCGGAGGUGUCGUUCGACGCGGUGGGCGCGCCCGGGGCCCCGCCCACGCCCACCCCGCCGCUCGACUUCCCGUACAUCUGUAACAUGACUGUGAAGACGGCAUUGAGGAGGAGAGGAAUCGGAAAACAACUUCUUAAGGCAUGUGAGGAUUUGGUCAUCAAAAUGGAUGCAAAAAGACGUGUAUAUCUUCACUGUAGAAUUAUCGAUCAAGUGCCAUUCAACAUGUACAGGAAAUCUGGAUAUAACAUUGUCGAGACUGACAGUAUUUUGGUUUGGCUGAGCCUUCAAAAGCGGAAGUAUUUGAUGAGCAAGGAAUUACCCCAAGCUUCAGUUGUUGAGUCUUCAACCAAAGACUUCGAUGAUAAUAUUUUGACACGCUAAACGUUCAACAGGAUCAACAGAACAUUACAAGGUCCAAAUGCCUCUGGAACAUUAUAUACAGAUUAUCUGGGCAAAAGAAGCCAUUUGAAUUUGCAGAGAUAGCCAGGCUACAUAUGCUUUUGAAAUCACAGGCAUUGUAAGCAUAUUAUCUAAUCUUUGAUAAAUCUUAACUCGAUGUACAAUAUUGAGCUGGGAUCUCAUGCCCAGCUAUAUCAUAUUGGAAACGAAGAAAGAUCCAGUAAGCUUCAGAAAAAGAAAAGGAAAACGAAAGGGACACUUUUGCAUGAAGAAGAAAGAGCAGAUAAAUAUAUGCUGGUCAGUAAAGAGCAGAUAGAUAUAUGUUGUUCAGUAGAGGCUUACCG
Panicum hallii is the source of this 1346-nucleotide messenger RNA. RefSeq lists its product as uncharacterized. NCBI's taxonomy places the organism in Eukaryota, Viridiplantae, Streptophyta, Magnoliopsida, Poales, Poaceae. The record is from RefSeq and is a predicted model, not a curated record. The transcript is spliced from 3 exons. Gene Ontology annotation, molecular function: acyltransferase activity, transferring groups other than amino-acyl groups. Bases 79 to 984 code for a protein of 301 amino acids.